UCUAGUGCAAUUCCAAAUUAAGCAGUUUUGUAAUCGUUCAUCGUAAUUCGUUGUUCGGUUGAAUUCGAUUGUCUGCUGCUAUCUAGUGUUACAUUUUGCCAAAUAUUUGUGUGUGCCUAAUACGAAGUGAACUGUAAAAAGCAACUACUUUUUAUUUAUGUUGUGUCCCAUGGUAUAUUGGUUCUGAAACAAGUGGAAUAUCGGAGAAGUGGUCAUAAAUAUAUCCCCAAGCUCCUUUCAUGUGCUGACAAACAUAUUCACUUCACCAUAAAUCAUCAGCCGCAGUUGCUCAUACACUUCCUUCAUGUAUUCAAUUGAAAGCAUCACUAACUCAAAAAACGCCUAAAUAACUGAAUAAUAAAUGAGUUUUGGUACGCUUCAGAUAGUUUCGUCACGUCUGAACAAUAUUAAGACCAGACAGCUGACAAGAAUUCAACCACGAAACAAAUCUAAACCAGCAACAAGUGUGCAAGCUAAUAUUGGUUAAAUGGCGAUCUCCGAUGUGUGGAUAAAAACUAUGAAUAGUGAAACCUAUUCUAGUAUUACUGUAGAAUCCUAUUGAACAUAACAUUAAACAAAUGAUAAUGCGGCUUUGAAUUCGAAAAACUUUCCACGGUAGGUGGUGUUAGAUAUGGUCGAUGAAUCAUUCCGUAGAGAAUAAUGUAAGCUGCGCAGGAGGAGAGAAUCACAAUCGGCACGUCGUAAAUAACAACCGGCCCCGUUGUGAACUUAAUCAAUCGAUAGCAAUCCGGAGUGCAAAAUAUUCGCGCGAGAUAAAAGCCAAUAAUUGGAACAAUGAACAUGGAGACUACUCAUUUGGUCACGGAAUUCAUCACCCAUACUGGAGCUAAUACACAAGACGCUGUCAGCUGUUUGAAAUCUUGGGAAUGGGAUUUGAAGAAAGCGCUAAUCGAUUACAAUGAUACUUCGACUACGGAAUAUUUCAACAACAAGAUAAAUGAAAAUGAAGAUCGAAUGAAAGCACACUCAUCUGCAUCCACAUCAACGCCACAAUUGUACGGAUCAGCUUCCACUUCUUCAAUGCUGCCGUCAGCAACAACGAGAUCGAUGCUAACAUCGGGUACAUUUAGUAAAAAUCAACGCCAGCAACAACCGCUACACACGCAACAUAUUCAUGAAUCACAAUAUUCAUACGUUACUAACGGAAGUGUGAUCGGAAGCAAAAACACCACAUUUGGUGAAAGCAACAGAAUUAGCAAUAGCAGCAGCAAUAACAUUACGACCGUGCAAAUGCAAUCUCUAUCUGCGGCGAAAUCGCAUCGUAAUUCACAGUAUAGCCAUUUUAACAAUUCCGGGUCUUCGUCCACCGGGGUUUCUAUGGUGGGGAAUGUGAAUCCUGAGAGCUGCAGCAGCAACAGUGGAAUGAACUACACGUCCGUUUUACAGACCCCGAUUGUACAUCUGAAGCCAAUGCUCAAGAAAGCCGAUUCGAUUGAUAUUUUUGAUAGCAAGAAAUUGGAACGGGGAAUUUCACGUGCUACCGAAAAUGUAACAUUGGUCUCGCGCGCCAGGCAAGAGUUUGAGAUGGAUUUUCACGCCCACAUUCACGAGCAGAAUGAUAAAAAUUUGAAUUUUAUCGAUACACCGGAUUAUACGUUCACCCUGCCCGACCUUACAAAGUAUACGGAUGAUUUUCGCAAAUUUCUCGAAAAAGAUCUUAUUGAAAAUUCAACUCUCAACUCAUUGGAAACUACAAACCGACUGAACUGGUGGUAUGAAUCAGGAGCCUGCCGUAAACUUUGGCCGCUGGCGACUACAGGUGAUGGCAACUGCCUGCUGCACGCGGCCUCAUUGGCUAUGUGGGGCUUUCACGAUCGUCGUUUGACGUUGCGUCGUACGCUGCAUGACAUUUUAUCGAAGGAAGAAUUUCGCGAAGCACUAUACCGACGGUGGCGAUUCCAGCAAACGCGUGUCAAUAAGCAGGCGGGAUUUGUGUUCUGUGAAACCGAGUGGGCUAAAGAGUGGGAGGAAAUUGUGGCCAUUGCUUCCCCAGAACCUAGGCGCAAUUCCAAGAGCACCGGUCCCUCCCGUCGACGAUCACUGUUGAUCGAAAAAAACUUCGACGCUCUAACUGGUGGAACAAGUUCAACGCUAGCCAGCGAUCGAGAAGACGAAAAUGCCACAUAUGAAAGUUUGGAAGAGAUUCAUGUACUAGCACUAGCGCAUAUACUUCGACGCACGAUUAUCGUGGUUUCCGAUGUAUUUCUUAGGGACAUUAAUGGGGAAGCAUUUUCACCUAUACCGUUUGGGGGUGUCUAUUUGCCCUUCGAAGUACCAUCCAAUGAAUGCCACCGAGCUCCAUUGCUGCUCGCAUACGAUAUGGCACAUUUUUCGGCGUUAGUAGCAAUGGAAGCAAGUAACGAUAGUCCACCCGCGUUAAUACCACUAGUGGAUGAAACGAAUCAACUGCUUCCGAUUCAGUUUUGUAUUGACCCUGGGAAGGAUUUCAAUUGGCGGGAAUACGAUGGAAGUGAUGGAAACUGGAUUCUUACUGAUCGUGAGCAUAUAGCACUGUUGAAAGAAUAUCUGGACAUUGUGCAUGCCACCGGUAUUGAAAGUCCUGACGAUGAAAUCUACUACGAUGAUUACUCUGAUGACGAGUAUGAAAAAAAACUUGCAGAAGGAGAAAUAGUUUUUGCAUCCGACGAGAAUUACAAUCAUAACGUUGGUACAACAUCGAUGGCGACAGUAAGCACAACUGCAUCCUCGACGGUGACACCAAUUGCUGGAGGAACAAUAACUUCCAUGACUGCUUCGAACCAAUCAUUACCGGCUAGUGGCAGUGGGAAAGAUGCUGGAAGUAAAAGCAAAGCAGCAAAACAGCUCCAAAGUGUUGCAAAACAAUUUGGCAGUAUCGGUAAAUCAAUGAGUCGAAAGCUUCGUAAAAACAUUGGUUCGAUUACACGAAUCGGUAGUAAGAAUAGCCACAGCGGUAACAGCGCCGGAGGUGCCAAUGGCAAAAAGUCUCAUUAUAAUGAUAAAAGUCAUUAUCGUAACGAAUAUCCGCGGUUUCGAAUUUUGUGUGCACAACUAAAGUCUCGCCGCCAUGAGUAUCAGGAGGAGAUGAUAAGAAAUUACCUUGAGUGUGCUCAAGAACGAUAUCUUGAAGCGGAAAAGAUGCGCGAUCGAAAAGAAAUCGAGCGUCUUACGAAAUACGUCGCCGAGGUAGGACAGUUUCGUGACCAUGAGCUUGAAUACGGCGGUGAUGGAGGUGUCACUGAGCUGUCCGAAGUUGAUGGAGGUGGGCCGGUUCAUUGUAUUAAUGCUGGCUGUUUGAAUUAUGGUACCGCUGCGACCAGUUAUAUGUGCCUAGAAUGCUAUGCAAUGCAAUGCAAAAGAGAGUCAUCUAACCCGAAAUGUGACAUCGAUUCGACGGAUUACACCCUUCGCUAUGGUACGGGUAAGUCCAAAUUUUAUGCUGAAGCUGACAUGGAUGCGCACGAUAGAAUACAAAAACUACCCUCUGCAAGGCGCUUGAAUGAUCUCGAUCAAACGCUCUACUUGUCACGCUCCACGUUCUACAAUGAUACAAAACCGGACGAUAUCCCCUUACCUACAGCCUCUACUUACAAACAAGCUGGUUUGGAACAGUCAUCUAAUGCGACUGGGCUUAUCCGACAAAAUUCUCAGCCGGUACAGCUUCAGCAUCACCUCCAUUACCACCACCAGCAACAACAACACCAUCAGUCCCAUUAUCAUAAGGGAGAAGAAGUGAAUAAACCGUCACAUCAGCAUCAGCACACAGCUUCUGCUGCGUGCAUGGAAUAUCCUCUCAGUGCCAAACCACCAACCGGUCCAUCUUCAUCUGGUACGACGACGUUCAGCUCUAGUGGCAUUGUAGCCACUGUAUAUUCACCGGGAGGAAGUGGACAUAGCGGUAGUCAUAGUACGAACAUACCUUACACACGUGCCGGAGCAUUGUGUGUGGUAAAUCUUCCCCCAGUGUCUAGCUCCGCUGAUUCUACAGACACUGGAGUUACUGGGCUGUUUGGGAGCUCUCAUAAUGGUAUAACAGGUACUGCACAUGGGUCAUCAGCUAGUACUAACGAAGCCAUUCGAUCGUUGCAUCCAUUUUCUUCAUCGUCGUCUUCUUCCUCGAUCGGUGUUGGUGUAGGAAAUGGUGGACAUCAAACAACACAACCAAUCGUGAACAGUAGUCAUUACGGCAAAAAUCAGCUAUGCCGCACGGAAGGGUGCAAGUUCUACGGUAGUAUCAAUACUAAUUUUUACUGCUCCAAGUGCUGUCAAGAGUAUAACAUUUAAUGCUUCCGUUUAAUUUCACUGUUCCCAUCAUCCGUCAAACAGCAUGGUUAUACCUCCAUCCCAAAAUUUGGGGUUGCAUAGCAAACGGUUUGUGGGGAAUGUAUACAAAAUACUCAAUUAUUUUUGUUGCUGUACGUUUUAGAGUGUCACUUUCACUUAUUCACCAGAAAUAAUACUGGCUGUUCAGAUCAAACAGUUGUUUACAGCAUAAUAGAAUACAUAAAUAUAAACCAAAAAAAAACACAAAAGAAAUACGAAGGAUACAGGAACACAAAGAUUAUAUUGGCUGUUGAUGUAGCUUAGC
Molecule: messenger RNA, 4588 nt
Organism: Anopheles moucheti
Lineage: Eukaryota; Metazoa; Arthropoda; Insecta; Diptera; Culicidae
Exons: 5
Coding region: 796-4284 (1162 amino acids)
Biological process (GO): protein deubiquitination involved in ubiquitin-dependent protein catabolic process; protein K63-linked deubiquitination; protein K48-linked deubiquitination
Cellular component (GO): nucleus; cytoplasm
Molecular function (GO): cysteine-type deubiquitinase activity; K63-linked polyubiquitin modification-dependent protein binding; zinc ion binding
Source: RefSeq, a predicted model, not a curated record